Messenger RNA from Leptosia nina, 2124 nucleotides. NCBI's taxonomy places the organism in Eukaryota, Metazoa, Arthropoda, Insecta, Lepidoptera, Pieridae. The record is from the annotation of a GenBank genome assembly.
AUGUACUUUCCCAUAGGAUGGCCUAAAGUCCUAAGGACUGUAUGCGUAGAAUCUCUGGCUUUUAAACAAAUUGUAUCCAAUAGAGAUAAAAUUCUCUUUGCUACCUUAAGUGAUGAUGCUUUUGCCGUAUGGUUUUGUAAGCCUAGUGUUAUUAUUGUUUAUCAUAAAAGAAGCUCCGAGUCGCUACAAAGGCUAGGAAUCAAUGUCGGUAUUGAGUGGAAACCUGAUUCAUCUAUGAUAUGCAUUUCGACAUCUGAAGGUCAUUUAAUUUUAUACAAUGUUGAGAUGCAAACUGACCAGCCAGCGUAUCAACAGUCUGAUCCACCCACUGCAAGUUUGAGAAGGGAUUCAGCUGAAUUAUUUGUUAAGGAAGUGAUACCAUCAUUGAAAAUAACCUUGUUCAAAGAGAUUUUAAUUUGGGAUGGACAAAUCACACGAAUGUGCUGUAUAUCAGGUACUGAAAUACUAGUAUGCACAACACGAGCUCACCUCCUCCGUUAUCGCUGGGAUGGUUCACAGAAUAGGGAUUACUGUUUGGAUCUUGGAAGAAUACCAUUCUCUAUUAAUCAACAAGUUUCUAAAGCUGAGCCAAUAUUAGAAGACAAUACUCAUGUAAAUGAUAUAGAAUAUUCACCACUUGUCUGCGGUUUUGGAAUAACAUUGAAUGAUGGGCGGGCAGCUUAUCUCACUGCACCUAAUCUUAAGUUUGAUCCAAAUGCCGUUCAAGGUAUUUGGGCGCAGGGCAUUGAUGACGCAACCUGCGCAAGAGUUAACCAUAAAUUUAGACUUAUUGCAAUCGGAAGAAAGAAUUCACAGGUAGACGUUUUUACGAUAGACGAAGUAACGGGUGGACUUGAACUUUCACACACAAUGGUGCUUAGUUCCAAGGAUUUUCCUGGCGAUCCUGGCCCAGUCAAAUGUAUGAGAUGGACAGGAGACGGUCGCGCCGUAGCGGUUAGUUGGGAAGGCGGCGGUAUUUCUGUUUGGAGCACCUUUGGUGCGCUCCUAAUGUGCUCCUUGGCUUGGGACUAUGGACUGAACCAGGACCUUAGCAAACAUAAUCCUCUUGUCGUUUCUAGUAUGGAAUGGGCGACGGAAGGCUAUCAGCUGUGGAUGGUGAAAACAGAAGAGGAGUUAAAAUGUAAUCUAAUUCAAAUGGACUUUGUAAAGAGCCCGCUGAGUGUCAAUCCGUGUAUGAGCACUCAAAGGCAUCUUUAUUUGCAAGCGGAUGACAAACUCUACAUUAAUCUAGAAGACAAUUUGACCAGACGAACUAAAAUAUCAAUUAUUGAUUCAUCGGCGGACGCCUAUCAAGAGAGCGGAUCGGAACAUACAGAGAAUGGGAGUGACUUAGAGAACAGUGCCAAAUACAAGGAGUUUGUUGAUGACAACGAGUGCAGGAAGCAGUGGAUCGUUUUGCAACUACCCGCAACUUAUAUUGCUAGUAAUUGGCCACUGAGGUACAGCGCCAUUGACGAAACGGGCGAAACGAUUUGCGUGGCGGGACGAACUGGUCUGGCGCAUUACAGUCGAGCGUCGAGGCGCUGGAAGCUCUUCGGCAACGAGGCGCAGGAGAAGGAUUUUGUCGUUACUGGUGGCAUGCUGUGCUGGCGGCAGUAUAUUGUCGUAGGUUGCUACAGCAUCCUGGACGGCCACGACGAGAUCCGUUUCUAUCCGCGCGAAGCAAAGCUGGACAACCGAUUUGCGAAGAUCGUUCGCGUACAAUCGCAGGUGUUUGUGCUGGAUGUUCUGGAGGAUCAGCUAGUGGUAUUCGGAGCUGAUGCACUUGUGACUAUCUACGAGCUUAGUUUGGAUACCAAUGGUAACAUAGAGCUGCGUUGUGUGCAAGCUGUGGACAUAUCAGCUUUGUCACAUCCGGCCUGCGUCGUUUCCGCCUCGCUGUGCCGGCUGCAGGAUCCGUUACCUCAUACACAUCUGAAUAGAAGGGACGAGACCCUUACUGCUCCUGACUCCUUGGUGAUCAAUGCCAGUGGUAAACUAAUGAUGGUGCAGAGGGAAGAGUAUGACGUGGAUGAAGACAACAAUCCGUUCAACAGAAUCAGCUUAACUUCUAUGACCUAUGUGUAUUCUUGCACGUUGCCAACAUAUGCAAGAAGACACUAG